CUCUUCUCUCUCUUCCCUCUCUCUUCCCUCUGCUAAAAUCCAACUGCUUACUUCAAAACCUUGGUGAUAUGCUCGGUGUUAGGGUUCCCUUGUCUGCUAAGCCAAUCUCCUAUUUAACCCACUCCUCCAUUUCAUUCCACAUCAACUCUUAUCACCCGUCUUAAAUGUUACUACUAGUGCCAUGGCUGCUGAGCUUGGCCUUGUGUCCUUGACCCAGCUCCAGAAAUUGACUCAGUCUCAGCAGCAUCAACGCCCGGAGGAAGAAAACCCUAGCUCAACAAGCAGCUCGUGGAUGUGGAACCCUAAGCAAGCACAGACACAAGCACAAGCUCAAGAAGAUGAUGAUUCAUGGGAGGUAAGAGCCUUUGCAGAAGACACUGGCAAUAUCAUGGGCACCACUUGGCCACCUAGGUCAUACACUUGCACUUUCUGUAGAAGGGAAUUCCGUUCUGCCCAAGCCCUAGGAGGUCACAUGAAUGUGCACCGCCGCGACCGAGCGAGGCUCCACCAAACGCACCCGGGUUCAAACAACCCCACUUCAUCAUCCUCCACUAACUCAUCAUCCACCCUCAUAAUCCCAACCCAAGAAUUCAUCACAAAUGGUGGGCUAUGCCUUCUCUACCAGCUACCACCUAACCCUAAUGCCCUCUUCACCCCUACUUCCAUAAAUUCAUGUAUGGAUUCCCCCUCCACUCUCCUCUCCAUCGCCCCGUAUCCACCCAAUAACUUGAUCUCACCUUGCCCUCCAUCAAUUAAUUUUUCUGCACCACCACAAGGCAUCGCUCUCUGUCCCUCCAGCAAACCCGAGCCGUCUGCAGUGUCCAAUGGCGACGACGAUAAUGAGAAUACCAGCAACAAUUACAACGACUCAGCCAUGGAGGAGCUUGAUCUAGAGCUCCGACUAGGACACAGACCCUCGCCGUCAUAACAAUAUUCCACAAUUAAAACAUAGUGUGCAAUUUAUUGAUGCUUACUGUUCUAGGCAGCUGAGUGGCAUUAAUGUGUAGAAUUGAUACACAGUCAAGUAUUGAGAGACCUAGUGUGAGAUUAAUUUUGUUUUCUGUGAUGGGUGAUAAUUUGCUUUGUGUGAUUGAAGAAGAAGAGGAAGAAGAAGAACAAAAAGAAGAAGAAGAAGAGAGAGAUGCAGGGUGUAAAUUGAAUGGACAAGAAGGGGGGUUUAAGUUUUAAGAAGAUUAAUAAUAAAAGAAAAUUAGGGUUUGAGUGAAA
This is a messenger RNA of Vitis riparia (riverbank grape), 1227 nucleotides long. Its product is annotated as transcriptional regulator SUPERMAN. Bases 182 to 928 code for a protein of 248 amino acids. NCBI's taxonomy places the organism in Eukaryota, Viridiplantae, Streptophyta, Magnoliopsida, Vitales, Vitaceae. The transcript has a single exon. The record is from RefSeq and is a predicted model, not a curated record.